Molecule: messenger RNA, 1008 nt
Organism: Arvicanthis niloticus (Nile rat)
Lineage: Eukaryota; Metazoa; Chordata; Mammalia; Rodentia; Muridae
Source: RefSeq, a predicted model, not a curated record
AUGGCCAAUGUCACUAGAAUAACUGGAUUCAUUCUUAUGGGAUUCUCAGAUGUUCCUGAGCUACAGACUGUAUGUGGGCUGUUCUUCCUGGUAAUGUACCUAGCAGUCAUAAUGAGUAACCUCCUCCUCAUCACUCUCAUCACUAUGGACCUGAAACUCCAAACACCGAUGUACUUUUUCCUGAAGAAUUUGUCCCUGUUCGAUGUCUUUCUUGUGUCCAUCCCAAUCCCAAAGUUCAUCAUCAAUAGCCUAACUCACAACAACUACAUUUCCAUACUGGGUUGUGCCUUUCAGAUACUUUUAAUGACGUCCUUCUCAGCAGGUGAAAUAUUUGUACUGACUGCAAUGUCUUAUGACCGCUAUGUUGCCAUCUGCUGUCCACUGCAUUAUGAGGUUAUCAUGAGUGGUGAGAACUGUGUGCUGAUGGUGGGUGUUUCCUGGGCUACUGGAGUACUUUUUGGAGCCAUAUAUACAGCUGGCACAUUUUCCAUGCCUUUCUGUGGCUCCAUUGUGAUCCCACAGUUUUUCUGUGAUGUUCCUUCUUUACUAAGGAUUUCCUGCUCUGGAUCACUCAUGAUCAUUUAUAUAAGUCUUGGGAUUGGUAUGUGUCUAUGCAUGUCUUGCUUUAUCUGUGUAGUGAUAUCCUACUUUUACAUUAUCUCCACUGUACUGAAUAUUCCUACCACUAAAGGUCAAUCUAAAGCAUUUGCCACCUGCAUCCCCCACCUCACUGUCUUCAGUGUUUUUAUUGCCACUGCUUGCUUUGUCUAUCUGAAGCCACCCUCAGAUGUACCAUCAAUUACAGACAGGCUAUUUUCUGUGCUAUAUACUGUGCUUCCACCAGCACUUAAUCCUGUGAUCUACAGCCUGAGGAACAGUGAUGUCAAAUGUUCUCUGAGAAGGUUACAGGAAAAUCUCUGCCCAAGGGAUUCACAUCACUUAACAGUUCAGCGCUUUUGUCAGUGUUAUAGUGCCUCACAAGUUACAAGCAAGUUUUUUAAUUUUUGA